AUGAAAAAAGUGAUGGAAGUGUUGACACCGAUUUUUGCGCGAUACGGUUACCCAUUUACUCUUAAGUCCGACAACGGAGCUCAAUUCGUAUCGGAAGAAUUUGAGGAUUUCCUAACGGAAAAUCGAAUCCGGCACCGUAAUAAGUCUCCGUCUUUUUGGCCUCAAGCCAAUCGGGGAGUAGAGCGUCAGAACAGAACUCUAUUAAAAUCGAUGAAGGUGGCUCAUGUGGAAAAUAAGAAGUGGAAGGAUGAGCUUAACAAGUUCCUGUUGGCAUACCGAACCACUACUCACGGCAGUACAGGAGUAUCUCCUGCGUUUAUGAUGUUUGGAAGAGAACUCAAGACUAAACUUCCCGACUUACGUCCUGAUAAAAACGUUUUGGAUGAAAGCAUUAGAGAUCGUGACUGGAAUAAAAAGGUGGCAGGAAAAAGAGUAUCUGAAGAUACAGUUGUUUCACCUACGAGUGAAGGUAAACCUGUUGCAUUGCCAAUAAGCAGACCAUCUCGAGCGAGAAAAUUACCGGACAAAGUUCAAGGAUUUUGUGUUGAACACUGCAAGAUAUUAGUAUAA
Messenger RNA from Paramuricea clavata, 570 nucleotides. Lineage: Eukaryota; Metazoa; Cnidaria; Anthozoa; Malacalcyonacea; Plexauridae. The record is from the annotation of a GenBank genome assembly.